AUUUUCUGCUGUCUCCGAUUACUCAAACAAGGAAGUUCACACGUAACAGUAAGCUGUGCAGUACAUUGAAUAAAAGUUACAAAAAUACAAAGGAAAUAUGACAUCUGAAGCGGUCGCCAGGCGGACGCUGACUCAAGUGGAGGCAGCAUCGUGGAUAGUGCGGUUCAUAUUUAUCGUGGACAUUGUUUCGGGGGUAUUGACCAUCGUCUUCCGUGGGGUGGAUUGGUGGGGAACAGCACUGCUGUGUAACGGGUUUGUGGCACUAGUUCAUCCCCUGCUUCUGUCUUGCUUGUACUCCCAGAAACCAGCAAUCAGCAACAAGCCUUGUCGGAUUUACGGAAGGUUCGUCCUCUACUUUUGGCUCUUCGUAUUGAACUGCGCUUUGACGCCACUAUUUAUCUUCGGGUUCGGCUACAUGGCAGCGUUCUAUAGCUACACCUUCGACUACGACCAACCUGCCGUCACCAUCCUUCUGUAUGUCGUAGGACUUGUUUCGUGUCUUAUGUUGACGGUGGUGAACCUAUACACGUUUUGUAUUCUGCACAAGUACGGCUGUUGCUUCGUGUACAGACUCAGACAGGACGUCGAAGAGGCGGCAGCGACGACGAACAGUGGUAUGGUAGCAACUGCGUCGGUGUAUAUUAACAGCACAGUACCGGAAGCAAGAAGCCCGUGCAAUCCGCCCCCGUAUUCUGUGUCUGUUCAGCCUGAGGUGCACGUGCAGACAUUCGCCGCUGAAAAGCAGUUUGGAAAUAAUUUCUAACGCAUUAAUAGUUUGUGCGGAAUGACAAUUUACACAUGAAUAUGAUUAUGAAUUUAAGCACAACUAUUAUAGGACUGAAAUAUAUUACGAUAUUCGGGUUACUCAUUCCUUGAUUAAAAAGUCGCAACUAUGAGACAUUAUUACAAUUAUAACAUCUCAUUAUAACAAUAUAAAGUGAUAUCAGAGUCUGUUGAGUUGAAUAUCAAAUGAGGUCGUGAUAUUUUAUCUUGUCUAAUGUUAUAUCAUUUCGGAAUACUUCUCUGCAUUUCGGCUAAGGCAACCUGUGUCAUCUAUCCGUAAACCAAUUUUAUGGGAUUGAAGUUUUGUAUCUCUUGUUUUAGAACAGACAUAUGUGCGUUUAAGUUGAAUAGUCUUAAUAGAACUUUUUAUAUCAAAAUCCCAAUGUUCAAGUUUUACCUUGUUAACCGUGAUAUCAUGAAUCUAGCGAUUGUUUGUGGUUGAUCAAUUCAUUUUAAAUCAAUUAUCAAAUCAACUUAUAUAAAUGUGUUAAGUUGU
Molecule: messenger RNA, 1279 nt
Organism: Dreissena polymorpha
Lineage: Eukaryota; Metazoa; Mollusca; Bivalvia; Myida; Dreissenidae
Exons: 5
Coding region: 98-763 (221 amino acids)
Source: RefSeq, a predicted model, not a curated record